UUAAGUGUAAAAAAAGAUUCUUGAUUAAUCUUGUACAAAAUGUUUAACUUUUUUGUGUGUAGUGGGAAAGAAUGAAGUGAUGGUGGAUGAAAUCCCUUUUCCUUCCGAGUUCAUGAUUAAUACUAAGCUUUUACCUUUGAUGGGUCACGGAAUAACUGACAUAGAGAUACACUUUCUCCAAAUUAAAUUCACUGCAAUUGGAGUUUACUUGGACCCAGAAAUUGUGUCUCAUUUGCAGCAGUGGAAGGGCAAAACAGGAGCUGAGCUAACUGAAAAUGAUGAAUUCUUUGAAGCAAUUGUUAAUGCUCCAGUGGAUAAGUUCUUGAGAGUAGUAGUGAUUAAAGAGAUCAAAGGUUCACAGUAUGGGGUGCAGCUAGAGAGCGCCAUACGCGAUCGUUUAGCAGAAGUCGAUAAAUAUGAAGAAGAAGAAGAAGAAGCACUCGAAAAAAUUGUUGAAUUUUUCCAGUCUAAGUAUUUCAAGAAAGACUCUGUAAUAACAUAUUCUUUCCCAGCUACUUCUGCCACUGCAAAGAUUUCAUCCACCAUAGAAGGUAAGGAAGACUCAGAAAUUGAAGUGACAAAUGCAAAUGUUGUAGAGAUGAUUAAGAAAUGGUACUUAGGUGGAAGCAGGGGAGUGUCACCUACAACUAUUUCUUCCUUGGCCAACAACCUUUCUGCUGAAUUGUCUAAAUAAAGACAUUAUGUUUAUGUUGUUGUCUUGAUUUGUUAUUUUGGUCUUGUUGGCUUUUGCAUUUAGCCUAUAGUGGAAGACCUUUUGUUUCAAGAUUUGUGUUUGAAAUUAAUAAAGUAGAAGUUUAUUUA
Molecule: messenger RNA, 822 nt
Organism: Lycium ferocissimum
Lineage: Eukaryota; Viridiplantae; Streptophyta; Magnoliopsida; Solanales; Solanaceae
Product: chalcone isomerase-like protein 2
Exons: 4
Coding region: 80-694 (204 amino acids)
Molecular function (GO): intramolecular lyase activity
Source: RefSeq, a predicted model, not a curated record